UAUGCGGAUUCCGAUUUCUUGCUGAAACAACGCGUCAGCAUGGAGUCAUCAGAGUCAAAUGGACUCGUUAAAAGCUUCUCCUCCAGGCAAAUGGAAAUCUCACAUACCAAAUCCCAAUCAAAAUUUCUAUGGAUAAACUCAUUGAUAUACUCGCUGCUUUCGACGCUGGCAAAUUGCCAUCUCACCAUCAAGUGGACAACUUCCUCGAGUGGCUCAAGAAAGAUAUAAUCUCGGAUGGCGCCUUCAGUACACAAGGUCAUAUCGUCGCACAGCGUCUUCGCGAUGUUGCCACCGCUUAUCAACUUUUGGGUGAACAUAAGAACAAGGAUAACCUGUUGCAGGAAGCCAUUUGGCAUCUGUCCCAAGGCGAUCUUUCCGACACAUCUGUUGAUGUCAAUAUCAAACCAAACACCGAUGAGGCAUUGAAAGACGCACAGGACGCGCGUGAAUCUAUCCGCACAAUCCUUUCUAUCAUCUGGUCGGGUUUGUCGUCCGAGGGUUCCUCUCUCUUCGAAGACUUUACUUCCUUUGCUCGGCUCUCGCUCGCUGACGCCGCUGAAGUCGUUGAAAAUCAAGCAUCUCGUGCAAAGGACAGCUUGAGAGAGGUUGAUGAAGAAGUUCAGUCAGGCAAGAGAGAUACGCUCGGCCGCGACAAAGAGCGGCUCAAGCAGGAAGAGGAUCUACAGGUUGCGUUUGAACAUGGCAUGGAUACGGUUAAGGGCGCUGGCAGUUCCGUCAUCGGUGCCGGGCAAAAGUCUGUCGCUAAAGCUUCAGAGUUGUCUGACCGUACUUCGGCCAAGUUACACAAUGCUUUCUACAAAAUGUGUGAACGUGCCCAGAACGACGAAGAGUAUCAUCGAUCGCUUGAUACACUUUUUAGUACUGUGCAAAAGUGGAUCAGCAGAGGAUUUAAUUCGGCUACCAACGCUGCAUCUUCUCUUGACUCGCUAGUUGACGAUAACACCACCGAUAAACAUAUCACCAAGGCAUUGCAGGCGAUUGAAACGCUUUUGUCACGUCUUGCGCAUACCGACUCGCUUUCUAAACUGGUCUCUACCAUUCGCAAGUGCGCGGUCGAUAUCCGGGACGAUCAAGAUCUGCGUUCGUGGUUUGAUGACUUCUUCACUCAUCUGCAUCGCGAUUUGGACGAAUCAGGAUACAUUCGCUCCGACGAGAAUAAACGUGUUCGUAAAGAUCUUCGUAUCAGGUGGAAAGACAUGCUCGACCAAGACUCCGAGUUUGGACGGACCUGGAAGAAUGAUGUGGAAGCAAUGAAAGGCCAGAUCCAGAAGAUUCAGAACGGGCUUAAGAGUGAUGAGGAUCUGAACAGGUUGAGGGAUGCUCACCUGAAACUUGGAGAAGCCAUCGAAACUGGUCUAAUCGAGGUCGGAGACCAGGCGCAGACUGGCAUGCAAGCUGUCGUGGAACAGCUGACUUGGUUUUGGCAAGAUUUGUUCAGAGUCUAUCUUCCCCGAGCAUUGAGUAUGAUGAAAGAUGUUCCGAUUCCCAGAACGGAAUACAAAGAUGCCGAGUCCGAGCUCGUUCUCGAAAACUUGGACGUGUCGUCCUUCAACCUCCUGCCAUCUCAUAUGUACAUUCGUAAUAUCACCGAUAUCGACAUAGUGGCACCGGCGUCUGCACCAGAUGCUCCAGUCCAGCCCGAGUCCAAAACGCAGUUGGGAACCCUUACUCAGAUUCGCAUUCAGGCUAUCCAAUUAGCAGUAUCCGACAUCUCGUUCUAUUAUAAAGAUAAAACUGCCACUAUCGGCCCUGCGGAGUAUACAGGACGUUUGUCACUUACGCUCCCUCCCAAAGGGAUUGAUGUCGAUGUGAAAAUGCGCCUUAUUCCUGCCUCUGCCACUACGACUCUUGCUCCAGUCAGUAGCUCCGCGUCCCGGAAUGCGAAGGUUACGCCAGGAUCAUCGCUGACGAACCAUCCUGUGCCCGCACCUCUUGCUACCGCCACCAAAACCGUUUCUCAAAGGUCGUUACACCGUGCCUUCCAUGUUAUCGAGCAUCUCGAUGUACGCAUCACCGACGAAUUCGAACUGGAUAUCAAAGACUCCAACCAUGGUGUUAUGAUUGCCAUGUUCAAGCCCAUCAUGGCACUUAGAUUGAAAUCUGCGUUGGAAGGUUUUGUGGCAGAACACCUCCGUCAGAUAUUCGAGGGAUUGGACGGCUUGGCUUACGACAUUUCUGAGCGGGCUGAAGUUUUCAAAGACACCGGACUUGGAAGUGGUGCAUCGAUUGGAGCUGCUGUCUGGUCGGAGGUUGGAAGGAUGAAAAGGUUGGGUUUGGAUUCUCGUCGCAGAGGCCAAUAUACCGACUGGCAAGCCACUGGUACCGGCGUGGUAGCGGCGGAGAGACAAGUUGACCUUGAAACUGGUGAAGAUAAGGAAAGGGAGCGAAAGUUCGCCAUGGGUGCGGAGCCUCAAAUUCUCAGUGGAGAGAAGAAAGGACCUGAUGGUACCGCGUCCGAAAGUUUGUCGAAAAGGUUGAGGAGUGCAACCGGCCAAGCUUUAGAUGACACUGGGGUUAAUGUUGAUGCAGAGGCAAUGCCAAAUGUCACGGACACGAAACAGAUUGCUGAGCAGGCAAAAGAGAUAUUCGAGGAGGGGAAGGAUCAAGUGAAGAGUUUCAAGGAUACAGUGAAGCAUAAGUCUGAUGUCGAGAAGCACAGGGAGGGUUGGCAAAGUUCGUCCUUCGAUAUUAAGGUGUAAACUUCCGGUCGUUUGACAUAAAUGCAUGUUGUACACGGAAUUGUCACGUAGCUAUAGCCUAUAGUGUAGUAUUGAUUAUUGUUGUAUAAUAUAGUGUGCAAAUGUUCAAUCCCC
Lentinula edodes (shiitake mushroom) is the source of this 2834-nucleotide messenger RNA. RefSeq lists its product as uncharacterized. The record is from RefSeq and is a predicted model, not a curated record. Bases 129 to 2720 code for a protein of 863 amino acids. The transcript has 4 exons. NCBI's taxonomy places the organism in Eukaryota, Fungi, Basidiomycota, Agaricomycetes, Agaricales, Omphalotaceae.